Molecule: messenger RNA, 4996 nt
Organism: Melanotaenia boesemani (Boeseman's rainbowfish)
Lineage: Eukaryota; Metazoa; Chordata; Actinopteri; Atheriniformes; Melanotaeniidae
Product: ankyrin repeat and fibronectin type-III domain-containing protein 1-like
Exons: 19
Coding region: 379-3606 (1075 amino acids)
Biological process (GO): establishment of mitotic spindle orientation; regulation of establishment of bipolar cell polarity
Cellular component (GO): spindle
Molecular function (GO): protein binding
Source: RefSeq, a predicted model, not a curated record
UCUGGUCUUCCACUCGGUGAAACGUUCAAGUACGCCUCUCCGUCAGUGGUUGUAACUUAAUGAACCCCGCACGAUGGAUUUAACCAGAAAAACAACCCGGCGUUUGUGAAACAACAACAACAACAAAAAAAAAAACAACAACAACGCCAAAAACAAAACAAAAUUAUGCCCAGGACUCGGCGCAGUGUUGGGAGAACAGCAGAAAAAAGCGAACAUAUCAACCAACGAUUGGGACCCCUGAUCUCUACUCUGCUUUUACUACUUUACUGAUUGCUCUGAUUGUUUCUCCUAAGCUGCUCAAUUUUCCUUCUUCUCAUUUACUCUUGUUUUCUGACGCCUCCUCACUCCUCUUCAGACCUAUACCACCUCUUUCCUGUCAUGUCUGUAUCCGUGAGGAACCCACCUCAGCGCCGCCGCUCUCUGGGUCCCGUCUCACCCAAACGCAUCUACAGAAACCUGUCUGUCAGACUGAAGGGAGGGGAAUCAUCUGCUGCCUCGGAGGUAGACACACCCAAAUACCCCAGCAAGUCCCAGGAAGAUUACAAGACCCUGUGGGAGGCAGUGGAAAAUGAGGACACUUUGGCUGUACAAAGCCUUUUGUCCAGAGACCACACCAGUUUUGGAGGAGGAGGAAGCAUGUGGGAAAGAGGAGAGAAGAAAGAAAAGGAGUGGGACAGAGAUAAAGAGAAGGGGGUGAACAGAGUAAGCGAACAGGGUCUGGUCCCCCUGGACGUUGCUGCCCUUACCCACAACUCCCCUCUGCUUCAUGUGCUGACAAAGGCAGGAGCUAGACAUAAUCCUGUUUUGUGCCGGCCGGUAGAGUGGUCAGCAAAGCUGGACACUCUGGUGGCAUUGGCAAGUAAAAGAGUAGAAGAAAAGAAGACAGAGCUGGUGAGGAAAGCUGUGGCCGGGCCUCAGGCACAAGCUGAUGUUCAGAGACAGAUCUGCCUUUGGAGACUGAGGCUGCAGCUGUACUCCCGGAUGAGAGAGAACUUCCAGAACACAGAGCUCCCAGGCCCUCCCAGUCAUGUGUCAGUCCUGAUAACCAGCAUUUCAUCUCUGUGUGUGGUGAUCAAAGAACCGGAGGGUGACAACAUGGGACUCAUCACCCGCUACAGAGUGGAAUGGAGCACCUCAGCCAGCUUCAAGCGUGUUCUCGGCUCAGCCCAAGUUACAGAGACGAAAAACCCCUCCUAUAUUAUCAAGGGACUGACAACAGGAAUGCAAUACUUUGUCAGAGUGAGUGCAUACAAUGUGAAGGGAUGGGGACCGCCUCAGUGCUCUACUCCAGUCAGCGCUGCCCCCUCUAGUUGGAGAGAAUGUGUUGGUGUGAAGUCACAGUUCAGGAACCAUGAGGGUCUUGUGAGGAAACUGCUGGAAGAUGCCAGAGAAUCACAAUACAGAGGAUAUUGCAUAGAGAGCUCAAAGCCCCAGAGUCCCAGCAAACGUCUGUCAGUGUCUCGAGGCAUCAAACAACUCUUCCAGUCUGCCACCAAGUUUGUUCGUCUCCUACAACGGGGCGUGUAUUUGGCAACUGUGUUCUACCACAAGGAAGACAUCCUGGUGACAGCUGAAGAUCAGAUCCCGCUGGUAGAGAUCCAGUGCUGCUCCACCUCUAUCACCAAUGACUUCCUUUGGUUUGCCAAGUUGUCCUGUGCAUGGCAGCAAGUUCCCUGGCUCCAGCAGGGCCUUUCCUCUGCUCACUCAUCCCCCUCAUCCCUCCUUCAGAACCGCCACAACAUUUUAAGAGCCAUUUCCCAGCUGCAGUCUUCUCUAGGAACGAUGGACCUGGGCCAGCUGUACUAUGAACCGCUGAAAGACCGCCAAGGCAACGUGCUACUAGUAACUCUGAAGGAAUUCCCAAAUCCUCCUCGUCCUCCUGACCCUCCACUCCACUGGAUGCCUUUGGCCCGACUGGAAAAAAACCGCAGGAGAACUCCAUUGCUGCCUGAGCCUACUGCCAUGGACAUCCUGUAUGAGCAGCUAAAGGAAAAAUUGUCCUUCCAUAGACACAGCACUCAGUGGGCUCAGCCGGGUCUGUAUGUGGGCAUCCUGAAGCUGUGCAGCUCAGUAGAACAGAUCAGGGUCCUGGUGCCGCAGAGGCUCCCUAAUCUGCUCUGCCAUACACGGGUCCGACACAAUGCCCACGUGUCCAGAGACGAGUGGACAUGGCUCCAGAGUCAUGUUCACACCGCCCACAACGCCAGCAUUCAGAACCUGUUGAGCGGUGAGGACGACAGCUCGAUGGAGGGCAGCAGCUUGAGGGAAUUUGUCAGAUGUCUGAGAGCAGCAGUCACGCAUCUCCUGACAAAGCUCAACAUCCCCCUCUACAGGGCGUAUCAGUACGGUGUGUACACACGGGAGCUGCUGCAGUUUGGUGAAAAACUGUCCAUGCUGCUGCUCCUGCCUCCAAGUGAGGACUUCAGCUCUAGUUACUGGCCUCUGGUGGGGACCAAAGAGCCCAGCCUCACUAUGCCUCUGCAGAUCUUUGAACUGGUUCACUUCUGGACAUAUGAACGGGACUUCCUCUGUCAGUACUGCCAGUCCUGGGUAAGGCUGGAGCUGGACACUCAUCUGGCUCAGCAGGCUCUGCGCGAGUCGCUGGACACCAAGGAGGUGCAGGAAGCCCGAGAGAGGUUGAACAACAUCACUGAACUUUCUCAUCGUUUGGAUGUGGUAUGGAGGGAUGCCCGAUGGAUUAUGGACUGUUUACAGUGUGUUCGAUCUAAGCAGUGGGUGGGAGCAGUGCCGCUAGGCUUGGUGAUGGGGGGAGACCCACCUCCAUGUCCUGAUGGUGAAGAAGUAGAAGAGAGCUUGACUGCCCGACUGUGGCCCCAUUGGAUGCAAGCACAAAGACCUACUUCAGAGAGAUCAGCCAGUGCGCCUCCACCGGAGGCUCCAACAAUCACCACACCAGAGGAAAUAACUGUCAUCCCUGAGGAGGCGGUCUUGGUGUUAAUGGAAGGUGUUGUGAAGGGAGGGUAUCCCGUCGACAUUAACUCUCAGUCAACCACAGACCUGACGAGUAUUGCUCAGUCAGAAUGUGGAUGCACAAGCGCUUUAAUAGGGUCUGGACUUGAGCCUGCUGCUAUUGUUCAGCUGGAAACAGGAUACACGGUGUCGGACACAGAAGUCUCCUACAGAGGAGAACUGGACUUUUCCCCUGGCAUCACUGAAGUCAUCCGACCGAUGGAAAUGGCAGAGUUGGUGGACAUCUUGCCCACGCUGAGCCUUAUUGAGGAGGAAAACCCCUCUGGCACAUCUACACCAUCUGUGAUGGAGAUGCUAGAGAGCUUUGGACUGGGGAUUGCAGAUAACAACCCUCUCUUUGACUUUGGGAGUUCAGACAUGAUGAGUGAGGGUGGGAGCGUGUACCAGCCCAUCUUGUGCUAUAAUAACAACAGCAGUGUGAAAGAGGCUAUGGUGCUCCAGGAAGAAGAAGUGGUAGCCUCUUGUAUUGCUGCUGAUGCUGCAGAUGGUGUACCUGCUACAAGUUGGGACUUUUCUCAAGAUGAAACAAAGACACAAGAGGCUACAGGCAAGGGAGCAGGUCUUCCAGUGAGAAGCCAGGUGGAGUGGGACAGGCCUUCUAAUAAUUUGUCCUGAUGUUAGCUGAGAUCCCAGCUGGCUUUAUUCCUGUCUCAGUUUAAGGUAUCAGCAAGAUACAGACGCUUCCUUCAAUUCCUGUACUUCUUCAUCUGUUCAGUUAAUGCAAAUUCUUGUGGAAAACUGAAGAACUCUGGUGACAUGCAGAUACUGAGGAAUCAUUACAACCAAUUUAAUAAUGAAUAUAUAAAGUCAAUACAAAACUGCUGAACUUGAAGUUUAUUUUUCCCCUAUAUGCAGUCAUCUAGAUCUUGCCAGAUGAAGAAGAAUAAACUAUAAUAGUUGUUGUAAUGACUUGAAAAUCCACUGCUCACUACAGCACAAAGCCACAUUGAUGCUUGUUUGAGCUGUAAUCACACUGAUUAAGUCCCUACAAUUCCGGCAAAUAGAAGGAUUUCAUUUUAAAUCCGUGAAUAAGUUUGCCUGCAUGCACUUUCCGCUUUUGAUAUCUUGGGUUGUCUGUUUCAUUUUAGUCAAAAGCCAGAUAUCUAAUUAGAGAAGACUCCCAGGGAAUAUAAAACCAGUCUGCAGUAAAAUGUCGGUCCUACACUGAAUCCCAUCUGUAUAGGGCAUCUUUACUUUUUCUGGCAUCACAACCGUCAAACAAUGUGUCUCUGGAGAAAUUUAAGUCAGUGACAUGAGGCAGCAUGAAGUGGAUUUUGAGAUUCUGGUUUCUUUGCACUGGAUAUUUUCAACAGGGAAAUGUGUGGCAGGAAUAGUGAAAAAGAGGCAAAUAGAAUGUAUAAGUUUUCAGUGCCUUUCAGAAAAAGCCAGCAUAUGACCAAAUGUGCACAUAUGAAUUAGGAAAAUAUAGUGGCAACCUUUGAAGGCCGAAUCAGUGUGUCACAUCAUCAUACUGUAGCUCCCAGUUUAUUAUUCACAGUAUGUCUACACAUCAGUUAUGUCUUACCCUUGUCAAUAUCAUAUGACAAAUACCCACUUUUCUACUGUAUAAGGUACCAUUUAUACAGCAGCAGUACAAACCUUCACACUAGUAGUCACAACAGGUUCUGCACACCCUAAAUAAUCAGUUUGAGGCCAAUACACAGUGUUGAUAUUGUUGAAUUACUUAAAAGUAAAUUGAAAUAACCUUGUUCAUAGUGUGUUAUGACAAAAACAUUAGUUUUACACUCUUAAUAGCUAUUUAUUUAGGCAUUUUUCAUGCUAACAUUAUUUUAUGAUGAUUACUCUAACUAUUAUUAUUGGCUGCCUCAGUCUGGUUGCUGUAUUUUGACUGUUUUCACUAAGGUUUGUAUUGUAUUCAUGCUCACAGACUGACUUUUUAAGAAUGCAUGUGAAGCAGAGUGUUGCUGGUUACUGGCAAAGUGCCUUCAUUAACUUAAUCACUAUGAGUAAAUGAUUGUUACCUUUGUGGAACUGGUGUUGCUGU